Molecule: messenger RNA, 990 nt
Organism: Rasamsonia emersonii CBS 393.64
Lineage: Eukaryota; Fungi; Ascomycota; Eurotiomycetes; Eurotiales; Trichocomaceae
Exons: 2
Coding region: 1-990 (329 amino acids)
Biological process (GO): fungal-type cell wall organization
Cellular component (GO): cell cortex of cell tip; plasma membrane
Source: RefSeq, a predicted model, not a curated record
AUGGCCGACGCCGACGCCGGCUCCCGCAAAGAGGCCCAGCCCUACGCCCUGAGACGACGCACCACCGUGGUCUGGCAUCGUCUCUUCCGCUCCCUACUCUACCUGCUCGCCUGGAUCUUCCUCGUCCUCGUCGAGAUCGGCAAUGUCGCCAACAAGCCCGUCCUCCGCGACACCUACUUCCUCAAACUCGACCUCUCCAACAUCAUCCCGCUGUCCGUGCCCAAUGCCGUCUUUAUCAACAGUAUUGCCCGCAGUAUCGGUCUGCACGACUUCUACCAGGUUGGCCUGUGGAACUUUUGCGAGGGCUACGACAACACCGGCAUCACCAGUUGCUCCAAGCCCGAGACCUUGUACUGGUUCGAUCCUGUCCGCAUUCUGGUGAACGAGCUGCUCUCUGGCGCGACGAUUGCUCUGCCCAUGGAGAUCACCAGGGCGCUUGCUAUCGCCCGGAUCGCCUCACACUGGAUGUUCGGCCUGUUCCUCAUCGGCGCCAUCUUGUCCUUCCUGGCCAUCUUCAUCACCCCCCUGGCCGUGUCGUCCCGUCCUCCGCAGUCCAUCUCGCCCGAUCCGCAUGUGAACGAGGCUGUUCGCCCGCACCAUCGCGUGACCUUUGUCCUGUUCCGUUCCUUCCCUAUGGUCAUCUUCACCUUUCUCACCGCGCUGACCACCAUCGUGGCCUCGGUCGUGGCGACGGUCAUGUUCACCAUCUUCCGUAACGUCUUCACGGGCAACCAGGUCAACCUGAACAUCAAGGCCAACCUGGGCACCCGCAUGCUGGCCUUCAUGUGGAUCGCCUCGGGCUUGACCUUCAUCGGGUUCCUCGUGCAGGUGGCCUCGUGCUGCUGCGCCUGCUGCGGGGGUCGCAAGGCCCGGCGCGAGCUCCGGCACAAGACCAACCUGGACGAGAAGCACCACGGUCCCAACAGCGGCGACGGUUUGACCGUCAAGCGGCGGCGAUUGGGCUGGCGGAGUAACCGGGUUGAUGUGUAG